Lytechinus pictus (painted urchin) is the source of this 3828-nucleotide messenger RNA. RefSeq names its product transmembrane protease serine 3-like. Gene Ontology annotation, molecular function: serine-type endopeptidase activity; protein binding. The record is from RefSeq and is a predicted model, not a curated record. NCBI's taxonomy places the organism in Eukaryota, Metazoa, Echinodermata, Echinoidea, Temnopleuroida, Toxopneustidae. Bases 293 to 2026 code for a protein of 577 amino acids. Gene Ontology annotation, biological process: proteolysis. The transcript is spliced from 12 exons.
AUUCCAGAACACGCCGAAAUUGUCCAACAACAAAACGGAAGAUUUCUUUUGAACCGCUGAGUGGCAUACCUCUUUACAUUGUUAGCAGAAAUUACGCAUUAAUUAAAACGAGAUGGGUCUGAUGGUCUGUGUAUACAUUACCUAAUGUGUUUCCAAGGUUCGCUUUUUCGAUGGCGGGAGCUGAUAAAGAUAAUUUACAGACUGAGAAGUAGUACUAAAGAUUGGUCUCGGAGGUCUACGAAUAUAUUAUUUUAAUAGUCAUUUAUAGUGUGAUCUGACCGUCUGUAUCACGAUGUCAACGCCGUCGGAUUUGCUCGUAUUUUCAAGAAGUCGUGUUUUAAUCUUUCUUGUCAUUGUCGCAACAAUUUUGCAUGCAGAUUGUAACAAGAUAAAUGAGCAAGUGCCGAGUACACGUCCAAGACGCCAGUCAUCAUCGUGCCAUCAGGAUGAGUUCGAGUGCGAUGACGGAUCGUGUAUACUCUCUUAUAGAGCCUGUGAUUGGUAUCUAGACUGUGGCGAUAGGUCAGAUGAAGGAAUCAAUUGCCAAUAUAAUGGAUUUGAAUGUAAAUCGGGUAAUAACAUGGUAUCAGUAGAGUGGAUGUGUGAUGGCUUCAACGACUGUGAAGAUGGCAGCGAUGAAGAAGAAGAAUAUUGUCGAGAUCAAGUUUCCAAAAUAUGUCCUCGCAUCUCCUGUGACAAUAGCAAAAGAUGCGUCCAAGAGAAGGAAUUAUGUGAUGGCAUCCAAGAUUGCUCCGAUGGGUUGGAUGAAAGUGAUGAAUUAUGCAGAGCAGGAAAAGGAAAGUGUUUUUCUUGUGAUGGAGGAUCGAAGUGUUUAGAAUGGGACUGGGUCUGUGAUGAGAUAGCUGAUUGUUCCGACAUGGCUGACGAGCUAAGCGGCUGGUGUGGAACAGUAUUUCAGCGGUGUUGGAAGGGGUCGUACCUGUGCGGCCACACCCAUUUCUGUGUACCUCAGAGGUGGAGAUGCGAUAGCCAUGAUGAUUGCGGAGAUGAUACAGAUGAAGAAGAUUGCCACACUGAUAUUGCGUGGACGGGCUUGUUCGGGUGGUCAUCGUGGGGCGAUUGGAGUGAGUGUCAUCCCUCGUGUGGUCCCGGUAGUCGAUCACGGAGCCGUAUUUGCGAUUCACCUGCAGAGAGGUGUCUCGGUGAAAGCCAGGAAGAUGAGGAGUGCCAACAAGCUGAAUGUGUCGAAGAAAAGGUUAUAGGAUGCGGGAUAAAGCAGCACAUUCAUUUCCGUGAUGACGGGUUGGCUCUGGCAGAGCGUGUGGUGGGAGGACAACCCGCCGAUUCUGGUGACUGGCCGUGGCAAGCUCAACUCUUCUACCAAACACGAGGGGGAUGGCAACCCGUUUGUGGCGGGACGCUGAUCGACCCACAGGUGGUUCUUACGGCAGCACAUUGCUUCAUGGGAUCCAUGAUGGCACCUUCCCGAUGGCAAGUUCAUCUUGGAAAACAUUCGAUCGACUUCGUCCCAGAAACCGGCAGCCAACACAGACUCGUCCGCGAGAUCAUCGUCCAUAAGAAAUUCAACCAGAACGGUGGAGUAGGCGGUGACAUCGCCCUGUUACUCUUGGAUGAGCCGGUACAUCAGGAGACCGGUCAGAUUAACUGGGCUUGCUUGGAUGAAGGAAUGAAACUUAAUGCCAAGACAGAGUGCUAUAUAUCAGGAUGGGGAUUCACAGAAAUGGGAGGCAAAUCACCACAAGUGUUACAUGAGGCAAAGAUGCCUCUAAUCCCUCGCAGGGUAUGUAACUAUAAGAAGUCUUAUAAUGGAAAGAUAGAGAGAACUAUGUUGUGUGCUGGUCAUAUGGAAGGCGGUAUCGACGCAUGUCAGGGUGAUUCUGGUGGACCCUUAUCCUGUCUGGGGCCUGAUGAUCAUUGGUACGUGGUUGGUGUUACCAGCUGGGGUCACGGGUGUGCUAUUGCUAACAAACCUGGAGUAUAUACCAGAGUCUCGUCUUACCUCGACUGGAUACACGAGAUGCUUCACCAUCAUUUACACCAUUAAUGAAAUGCAUGCAAUGUGAAAUCAAGUAUGACAUCAUGUAAGAUAUUGUGUAUUACAGUCACAUAUGAAAUCGUGCGUGAAAUCAUCUAAAUGUGAGAAAUCAUGUAUGAUACCCAGUAUGAAAUCAUAUACGAAAUCAUCUAUAAAAGACAUGUGUGAAAUCAUCUAUGAAAUUAUCUACCUGUAUGAAAUCAAGUGUGACAUCAUCUCUGAAAGCACGGGUGAAAUCAUCUAUGAAAUCAUUUAUAGCAUGUAAAAUAUCAUAUAUGAAUUCAUAUACCAAAUCAUGUAUGAAAUCAUAUACAAAAUGAAAUCAUAUAUGAAAUCGAAAACAAUAUUAAGUUGUGUAUGAAAUCAUAUAUAAAAUCAUCUUGAAAUCCUAAAUUGUGAUAGCAUCACAUGAAGGUUUAUAAUCAAGUCAAUAUCAUAAAUAAAACUGAGCUUAUAGUCAAAAUAUUCUGCAAUCUCAACUCUCUAUCAAUAUAUCAGAAUUUUGCUUUACAUUUUUUCAUAUCAUGUUUGAGUGUAAGCAGUCAUGUAAAAUGUAGGCAAUCAUUCAGGAAAUAAUGUAAGAAAUUAUAAUGCAAUGGAGUAUGAAAUCAUGCAUGAAAUCAUGAAUGAAAUAAGUCAUAUUGAACAUGAAGUGAUGUAUGAAAAAUAUAUAGUGACUCAUUUAUGAAAUCAUGUAUGAAGGACACGAUUUUGUGUCGAGCCAUUUAAUGAAGUAACGCACCAACCUUUAAUUUAUCAUUCUAUUAAUAGUCAUCAUGUAACCUUUAACAAGGUUUUGAUUUCAGCUUUUAUUGCUAUUGGUUUAUUUUAGGUGUUUAGUAUGUUUUGAUUUUGUUUUUAAAUUCAUCGUUCUUGUUUAAGUUUCCAUAUUUGUAUUUGAUUUUACUUCACUGUCAAUGGUUCCUUUGUCUUUGUUCAACGUCCUUGAGGAUGACGAUAAAUAAUUUCCAUAUUUACAAUGUAUAUUGUACAAGUUUUAUAAAGAUAUUGAAAGGGAAAAUGAUUUGAGACGUGCACUUUGGCUAAUAUUUUUUAAUGCGACAUGACAUUUUCAUGAUCACUGCCUCCAAAAGAAAAUGUUUCUUGUAUAUUUACAUUUUUGCACAUUGAUUAAACAAACUUGUUCAUUUAAUAAAGAAGCCUGUACAUUUAGUUUUAAUCUGAAUUUAUUAGCAGACUUGAAGGUCAAGUUUACCCCAGAAAAAUGUUUAUUUGAAUAAAUACAGAAAAAUCUAACUAGCAUAACGCUGAAAAUGUCAUCAAAAUCGGAUGUAAAAUAAGAGUUUAUUACAUUUUACAGUUUUGCUUUCUUUUCACGCAACAGUUAUAUGUACAACUCAGUGACAUGCAAAUGAGACAGUCGAUGAUGUCCCUCGCUUACUAUUUCUUUUGUUUUUUAAGGUUUGAAAUAUACGAUAUUUCUUUUUUACAGAUUUGACAAUAUGGACCAACUUGACUGAACCACAGUAUUAAACAAUGCUAAUUCCACAUGUUCAGGGAGGAAUUAAUUGUUGUUUCACUUGACAAUGAGAAAAUUAGAAUAUUUCAAUUUUCAUAUAAUGAAAUACAAAAAUAGUGAGUGGGUGACAUCAGUCUCAUUAUAUCCUUGCUACCUCCCUCAUGCUCUCGCACUCCUUCUCGAUGCCCUCUCUCCUUACCUAGGCCUAUGAGACAUUAAUACUUAUCAGUUUUGGAGCAUUUCUCAUCAGGACUGUUUCCAAGGUAGCGUGUGUCAUUCUAAUGCCCAAGCAAAAUGAUGUGUAUCGGAUGUUUACUGAAAAAGUGAUGUG